Molecule: messenger RNA, 486 nt
Organism: Gastrolobium bilobum
Lineage: Eukaryota; Viridiplantae; Streptophyta; Magnoliopsida; Fabales; Fabaceae
Product: glycine-rich cell wall structural protein
Exons: 1
Coding region: 1-486 (161 amino acids)
Source: RefSeq, a predicted model, not a curated record
AUGGGUUCUAGGGUUCUUCUUCUUGUGCUGCUUGGUGCACUUUUUUGCACCCUUGAUGCAAGGAGGCUUGAGAAGGGUUUGUUUAGGGAUGAGAAGAACUUCUUUCACCAUCCAGGGUUUGGUGGUGGUUUAGGGGGAGGAGGUGGUGGUGGUUUUGGUGGUGGUGGAGGAGGUGGUUUAGGUGGUGGUGCUGGAAGUGGGUUUGGUGGGGGUGCUGGUGGUGGAGCUGGUGGUGGGCUUGGUGGUGGUGCUGGUGGUGGUGGAGGGUUUGGUGGCGGUGGCGGUGGUGGAGUGGGUAGUGGAUUUGGAGGAGGAGCUGGAGCGGGAUUUGGAGGUGGUGCUGGUAGUGGACUUGGUGGGGGAGCUGGAGGAGGUGGUGGAGGAGGAUUUGGAGGUGGUGGUGGACUUGGUGGUGGAGCCGGAGCCGGUGCCGGCGGAGGAUUCGGUGGUGGAGCUGGAGCUGGAGCUGGAGGUGGAUUUCCUUGA